Molecule: messenger RNA, 1249 nt
Organism: Solea solea (common sole)
Lineage: Eukaryota; Metazoa; Chordata; Actinopteri; Pleuronectiformes; Soleidae
Gene: il12b2
Product: interleukin 12B 2
Exons: 6
Coding region: 1-891 (296 amino acids)
Molecular function (GO): protein binding
Source: RefSeq, a predicted model, not a curated record
AUGACCAUGUCUCUGUGGAUAUCUGGGCUUCUGCUCAUUAGCAUCACAGGAACUCAUGGACUAAGCCGCUUUCCAGAAAAUUUUGUUGUGGCAAAAAUGAAUGAUGCAAAGCCCGUCAUACUGACCUGUGGAACGGAGGGACCUGUCACAUGGAAACAUGGUGAUCUUGUGCUAGAAGACUAUGGGGACGACAUUAUUCAGCACAAAGGUCAAAAUCUGAGCUUCUCAGAUGUCGGUUCACCCAUCUUGGGGGAGUACAGCUGCUGGGCUGGUGAGAAGAUGAUAUCUUCAACCUAUCUACUGCUGGAGGCUCAGGAGGAAGAAGAUUUAGGUUCUCUGAUCAGCUGUAGGGCAAACUCUUAUAACUGCAACUUCACCUGUAAUUGGAAUGACACUAGAUACUCAGUGCGUCUUGGACUGGGCCCUGAAUGCACUGAAGGUGGGAAGUCGUGUCACUGGGUCAGCAGCUAUGAUCUCCAGGGUGGGGUAUUCCAGUUUGUGCUGUCACACUCCCUCUCACCCUACGCUGAGGAAAGCACCAUGCUCGAACUCACCGCCCAGGCCAUUUUGAACCACUCCAUCCACAAGAUAAAAAAGACGUUUUAUCUCAGAGACAUCAUCCGACCCGAUAGUCCCAAGAUUGUCAAGUGGCAGGACGUGGGACAGGAGCUGAAAGUGACCAUUGACCCGCCGUCCACGUGGUCCACUCCUCUCAGUUUCUUCCGUCUGGAGCAUGAAAUCAAAUACAUACGUAAACAUGAUGGCAAGGCUGGAAGCUCUCUGUCUGCCCUGAUACCAAAGGGCAUCGUUAAGAUGAAGGUUCGGUCCAGAGACCUGCUGGUGUCUUCAAAGUGGAGCGAGUGGACUCCGUGGAAAAAUGUAACCCAGUGAUAUUAUUCAAAGCUGAAACGGUCUGCUUACUGCUCUGUCUUUGUCCUUAAUUUCCUCUUCCAUCCUCUCACAUGUCUCCCUUUGGCCAAGAGAUAAGACAACACUCACCAGAAGCUCAGGGAUAAGUCAGGAGUUUUCAUUUACAAAGCAUUUAUGUGUUAUUUAUUUUUAUUCCUGACCAUGUUCAAGUUAUUUAUUUGUUUAUUUAUUUGUUAUUUAUAGUAAAUACUGUAUGUUCCACAAUUUUGGGUGGUACGUUUGUCAUGAGAAGUAUUUCAGAGUUCAGAGUUGAUAUUUUUUGUGUAUUUUGGCGAUCUGAUGUGCAAAAAAACCAUGUCUAUUAAAAGCUUGUGCUUCC